Molecule: messenger RNA, 1287 nt
Organism: Clonostachys solani
Lineage: Eukaryota; Fungi; Ascomycota; Sordariomycetes; Hypocreales; Bionectriaceae
Source: the annotation of a GenBank genome assembly
AUGGCUGCCACUGAAACCGAGACCACCCAGACCGGCUCCAUUGCCGAGUCUAUCGCCGCUUCCACCAGGGUAUUGCAUGCGAGGCUUAAUAGGCUCAUCAUGGCUCGCCUCCAGCUAGCCCUGCCCCCGCGGAUAGCCGAUCCCUCCCUAUACAUAUCAGGGUUGUUCCAUAUUGCGCCGAUCUACAUCACCUUCGAGACUCUAUGGGAAAGCACCUCGAAUUUCCACCCACGUCGACCCGGACUCAUGCGAUCAGCCAAGCUCAAGGAGGAUUUAGGGGUGUUGACGGGAUGGCCAGAACAUGUGGUCCAGGAGCAGCUCAAUAUGAUGAGCGAGACUGGGCACCUUGCUCAUUUCCUUGACCAUAUGCGACGUUCGAUCAAUAGCAGGCCGCAUGUCCUUAUCGCAUAUGCUUACAUCUUCUUCAUGGCUUUAUUUGCCGGUGGGCGCUUCAUUCGGGCCUCUCUCGAGUCGGUUGGCCACGCGUUUUGGGACCAGUGUCCGUCCCCAGUCCGGCCAAACAUGAUGGCGUGCGAGAAAGAUCGACGUCACUCGGCUGAGUCGCUAGAUACCUCGGAAACGAGCCAUGAUGAGAAGCCUGGCGGUUCCCGCGGGUCUCCCGAAUCUCAUGGGUUUCCGUUGGGAUUUUUCCAUUUUUCUACUCCAAUGGACGGGGAGGAUUUGAAACGAGAGUUUAAGAAGCGGCUCUCCGGAUCAGAGACCGUUCUGACAGACCGGGAAAAAGAUGAUGUGGUGAACGAAUCGGUUUGCAUAUUCGAGAACAUGAUUCUCCUCGUUGGUCAAUUGGAUGAGGUCUGUGUGGUACCUGGCCAGGAUACUACUGAUGCAGAUGAUAUGAUGGCUCGACUCCGAGACAGCGUUUCAGUGACAAGAGAAAGAAGAGAUUUACGGAACAGCAUGAGAAGGAGCGACAAUAGCAUCUGCAGCGUGGUCAGAUCACAAGGCAGACCUAACCUUGCAAAGUCGGCCUCAGAGAACGAUUCGGACGUGGUACACGAUGACUAUGUGCCCCCCCUUCAUCCACGAGUCACUGGGUUCCCUGGAAAUGGACUUUGUCCUGGUCUGCCAAAAUCUAUGAGGUUUGACCAGACCCUCCCUAAGCCCAGCCGCCACCAUUCUCUUAGCGAGGAGCGAGCCGAGUUCUCAAAAAACGCCUCGAUGGCAAGAUACGGCCGCAACGUUGUAAGCUGCAUACUUUUCGUGACCUUUGGCAUUAUGUUUGCCGGAGCUCUCAUAACCGGACGAAAGGGGUUGUUAGAUUGGUGA